Messenger RNA from Notothenia coriiceps (black rockcod), 2189 nucleotides. RefSeq names its product sciellin (gene scel). Gene Ontology annotation, biological process: epidermis development. Lineage: Eukaryota; Metazoa; Chordata; Actinopteri; Perciformes; Nototheniidae. Bases 232 to 1809 code for a protein of 525 amino acids. The transcript is spliced from 28 exons. The record is from RefSeq and is a predicted model, not a curated record. Gene Ontology annotation, cellular component: cytoplasm.
AAGGUAUAGACGACGAUGACAGAAAGAGAAAAAUCUGGAGAGAGAGAGCGUUUUCUUUGACUGUCGUCUGAAGCCACACCCUUGGGUGGCCUCAGAAUCUCCUCCCUCAAGGUUAAAAGCUCAAGGAAUGACAAGGCGUGCAAACUGUCAAGUGAUAGACAGGUGAUUACAGCUGAGAUACAGUAAGAGUUUGCUUUAUCUGUCCAACUAGGCAUCAGUGAAGGUUACAAAAUGAGCGCGUAUUCAGCAUACAAAGCGCCCUCAUCAUCAUCAGUUUCUGAAGUAUCUCCAGGAAACACCUCCCUGCUGAAAGACAACAGCUGGAUCAGAAAAGUGGACGAUGAGGAUGAAGCUGUCGACCGAGAUCCAAACUUUGGCAAAACUGUUCUAAGCCAGGUCAAAACCGAUGAGACUUCUGUGGGUCCAGGGGGUGAGGAAGUAAAAACCACCACAACUACAAAAACUUCAACAUCUGUGCAGUCGCUCAGCAAGAGAUUUACCGGAAGUCAGGAUAAGACGAGCAGCAGCACCCUCCCCUCCAGCAGGACAUCCUCCUACUCAAAAAGCAGCACAUACUCAUCUCCGAAGUCCGACUCUCCCAUCAGAAAUACUACAUCCAAAACUGUCAUAGGGAAACCUAAUAUAAGCUCAAGGACCUCCUCGGUCAGCAAGGAUGGCACAACCACUGAGACCACCUUCACCACCACCCAGAGUCUUAAAUCCCCUGUGCUUAAGAGUCCCACCAUGACUGAGACAUUCAGUGAGAGGGUCAAGAAUACAAGCAAAGGGACACUAUACUCAAGCUACUCACCAACAAAGACAACCGUGACUGAAAGAACCAUUAGCAGCAGCAACGAUGCUGAGGACAAGCUUUCUGACACACUCAUCCCCUCGAAGAGCAUGGGCAUUAACUCACCCACAGACAGCAGAAAGACUGUCUCCACGGUUCAGACUGUGACAGUGAGAAGCAGCGCUGACACUGAUGCUGAGGACAAUCUGUUUGACACACUCGUCCCCUCGAAGAUCAAGGAUGAUUACUCAUCCUCAGACAGCAAAAGAACUAUCUCCAGCACUGAGUAUGUGACAGUGAGCAGCAGCAGCAAUGGAAAUGAUACUAAAGCUACCACCACGACAAGGAGUUCCACCUCUGCCGAGGAUGACCUGUACGGCACCCUCUUGCCUAAAUCCAUCACAAAUGCAUCCAGUCUGUCUUCUUCCACCAGCAGCAGCAGCAGCAGCAUCUCAAAGAGAGAGAUCAUCACAAUUGAGAACAGCAGAGGAGUCUCAAGCCCAGUCUCUUCACCAUCCUCCACCCACAGGACCUCCAGCUACAGCUCGUACACUGAUGAUCUACCCUCCACCCGCACCUCCUCCUACACCAUCAGCAGCACACCCAGUGACGACUACAGCAGCGACAAAUCCUUCUCUUACUCCAAACCAAACUCCAGUUAUGAGUACACCAGUACCUCCAGUCCAACCUCCUACUCCUCCAAAACAUACAGGAGCAGCAGCAGGUCAGAUGACAUGACAGAUUCAGUCUACUCAUCCUCCUCAAAGAGUGUGUAUGCAGCUCCUGAGAGAACGGUGCUUGAGAAAGACCUGUGCAGCUACUGCCGUAAGCCCUUCACUGGUGACGCCAAGAUGGUCCUGGAUGACAUGAAGAUCAACUGCCACACCACCUGCUUUAAAUGCGAGGUGUGUAACAGCAAUAUGGGCUAUAUGAAAGCUGGGGACAGCAUGUGGAUCUACAAACACAUGGUGCACUGUGAAAACUGCUUCGAUGUCACCAGAGAAAAAUGGCGUCGCUGAAUUUCCCCCUAAGCCUUCCCUGGAGAUGAAGCAUCUAUGAUUUAAAGAUAAAAACAUAUUGCUGUUAAUCAAUACCUUUUUGGUGAUGUGGGAUCUUGUGUUUUUAGUUUUUACAAGCUGAUAAAAGCUUUAUCUUGGUGUUUUGACAAAUGACAGUUACAUAUUGAAUAUACCUUUUUUAGUAACAUGCUCUUGCACCUAGCUGUUACUAUAUUGUUGACAUUGUGAUAUUGCUGCCUCUGUAUCUACUAUUUUCAGAUAUUUAAAUUCUCUGCAGUCUGCAGCCUUUAAGCAGACCCUUGUGUGAAACAUGAAAUGAGAUAAUGCAAUAUUUAGGGCCGGGGGCUUUUUCUGUGUGCAAUAAAGACGAUCAAUAUAUA